UUGACAGUUGCUGUAGGCGAUAACCUCUAGGGUAGAGGAGCUAAACCCCCUCCUUCUCUGCUCGGAUGCAUCUGCUAAAUACCAAACCACCUCUGACAUCAAACAAGGAUCAACCCACCAAACAGCCUCUUACCUCUUAUCUUCCUGCUGUGACACAGAAACACUUCUGCUUGUCUUUUACAUAAAGCAACACUUGCUAACAUAAUCUGAAGCUAAUGUGAUUUUAAUUAGCUUUUUUUAUCUGUUGUGAUCCAGCGAAGGGAGUCAGAGAUGCUGGGUGAUCAUGAACACCAAAAAAAGACCACGUUGGAAAUAUAAUAGUUAUGAUGCAAAAAAAAAAAAAAAGGAAGCCACACCCCUCCUCACACAGGAAGCCCUGUAUGUGCUAAAAUCCCCAUUUCAUAGUGGGGGCAGAUAGAGACAGGCAGCCGAUGCAUGGCCACAAUGUGAUGAGAAGAAGACAGGAUAUCAUCUUUUAAAUAUAAGAUAAAGUGUUAGAAACAGCAGGCAAAGUUAUUAUGCUGGAGGAAUAAUUGAGAAGAGAGAGUGCCGCCUGAAGCUUCAUCCUUCUGCUUUUUGAGGCUUAGACAACGUGAAGUUUCAACAAAGAGAAUACCCUCUUCUAACCAGAGGACCUGCAAACUAUCAGCGUUGGAAUAAAGACAAUCCUGAAGACACCAUUCAUCUCUACAUGCUGCUGUGAUGUUUGGGAAUAUGACUCACCACAUGGACUCCUUUAUUUAAUUAACAGCAUGGGUUCCCGAACUGAACUUUCAGCAGUGCAAAGACAGCGUUUCUGAAAGAAGGAAACGCAGCUAAUUUUCCUAAGAUGAACAUCAGCAACUGUUCUGAUGAAGAAGGGCUGAAGCAAUACCAGCACAAUGUGUACGCCAUUGUGUAUGGUGUGAUUUUAGCACCUGGCCUGCUGGGUAACGUUCUGGCACUGUGGGUGUUUAGGAUCUACAUACGGGAAACCAAGAGGGCUGUGGUGUUCAUGAUGAACCUGGCUAUAGCCGAUCUACUUCAGGUGCUGUCCCUGCCUCUGCGGAUCUACUACUAUCUGAAUGACUCCUGGCCCUUUGGCUAUCCUCUCUGCAUGAUCUGCUUCUAUCUCAAGUAUGUCAAUAUGUAUGCCUCCAUCUACUUCCUAGUGUGGAUCAGUGUGCGCCGCUGCCAGCUCAUCGUGGACCCACUGAAGUACAACUCAUCAAAGCAAAAAGGAGACCUGUUGAAAUGUAUUGUUGGUUGGGUAACCAUCUGCUUAGCCUGCCUGGCUUUCCCUGUGCUCAGAGACUAUAAACCAGACAAACCCAAUGAUAAGUGUUUCUCAGAGUUGCCCAUGAGACCCAUUGGUUAUGAACUAGUCUGCAUCCUGUUGAUAUUAGCAGAGCUGCUGGGGUUCAUCAUCCCCCUUAUUGUGGUUUUGGCUUGUGCCGUUUUGACAGCCUUGAGCCUCCGGAAGACGACAGCAGAAUGUGUUCCAGACUGUGGAGAAAAACGGAGGGCCUUGAAGAUGGUUCUGUGCUGUGCGGUAGUCUUUCUGCUGUGCUUUGCACCUUACCACAUCACUAUGCCGCUGGACUUCCUGGUAAAAGCAAACAUUUUCAAAGACUGCUCCCUCAGAAAUCAGAUUCAGAGGUCUCAUAUAAUAACACUCUGCCUGGCCAGCCUGAACUGCAGCCUGGACCCACUCAUGUACUACUUUACAAGUGAUGAGUUCAGGAGGCGCCUAAGCAGGCCGGAGAUGCCGGACACCUUAACUUUUAACAGGCGUCUUUCCUGCUUAACUGGAGGAGAGGAUGCAGAAGAUGAGUAGACUGCUCCUGCUGGCCCUGAGGAGGCAUUAACCUGCCAAACACAUUCUGUGAAUUCCACUGAUGAAAAUGUGAAUUUUAAAUAAACGGGAAAAACUAUAUGAACUAGAUGUGAAACUAUUGCCCUAUUUAUAUGAAAUAAAAAUGUGUUUUACUUUU
Cyprinodon tularosa is the source of this 1973-nucleotide messenger RNA. It is a transcript of the gene gpr174, whose product is annotated as G protein-coupled receptor 174. Gene Ontology annotation, biological process: positive regulation of Rho protein signal transduction; phospholipase C-activating G protein-coupled receptor signaling pathway. Gene Ontology annotation, cellular component: membrane. The record is from RefSeq and is a predicted model, not a curated record. Gene Ontology annotation, molecular function: G protein-coupled receptor activity. Bases 830 to 1816 code for a protein of 328 amino acids. The transcript is spliced from 3 exons. Lineage: Eukaryota; Metazoa; Chordata; Actinopteri; Cyprinodontiformes; Cyprinodontidae.